Messenger RNA from Manis pentadactyla (Chinese pangolin), 1612 nucleotides. It is a transcript of the gene GTPBP8, whose product is annotated as GTP binding protein 8 (putative). The record is from RefSeq and is a predicted model, not a curated record. The transcript is spliced from 6 exons. The coding region runs from base 37 to 843 and encodes 268 amino acids. Gene Ontology annotation, cellular component: mitochondrion. NCBI's taxonomy places the organism in Eukaryota, Metazoa, Chordata, Mammalia, Pholidota, Manidae. Gene Ontology annotation, molecular function: GTP binding.
UGGGAAUUAGUCCGCGAAGGGGGUUCUGGGAGGGAAAUGGGAGCAGCCGCGCGGCGGCUCGCUGUCGGCAGGCUUCCCGAUGUGCCGGCGGCGCUGUGGCGCGCGUGCCGAGCCUACAGCACAUCGCAGGCUUUCGCGGAGGUUCUACGGCUGCCACGGAGGCAGCUGACGAAACUCUUGUUCCCGCUGCAGGAGCUCGAGCGGCAGCUUGUCGCGGACUCUAGGCCCAACCUUCACCUGAAGAUCUUCGACCCGGGCCUGGAGGACAUCGGGAAGGCGGAGAGCAUCUUCACGGCCACUGCUCAGAACCGCAUCGAGUACCUCAGCUCCGCCGUGCGUCUCGACCACGCCCCGGACCUCCCCAGACCCGAGGUGUGUUUUAUAGGUAGAAGCAAUGUUGGAAAAUCCUCUUUAAUAAAAGCUUUAUUUUCGCUGGCCCCCGAGGUUGAAGUCAGAGUCUCCAAAAAACCGGGGCAUACAAAGAAAAUGAAUUUUUUCAAAGUUGGAAAAUACUUUACAUUGGUGGACAUGCCAGGCUAUGGCUAUAGAGCACCUGAAGAUUUUGUUGACAUGGUAGAGACCUAUUUAAAAGAACGAAGGAAUUUGAUGAGAACAUUUUUAUUAGUGGAUAGUGUUGUUGGAAUUCAAAAAACAGACAAUAUUGCUAUAGAAAUGUGUGAAGAAUUUGCAUUACCUUAUGUGAUGGUAUUAACAAAAAUUGACAGAUCUUCCAAGGGACAUCUUUUGAAACAGGUGCUUCAGAUCCAGAAAUUUGUUGACACUAAAACCCAAGGAUGUUUUCCUCAGUUGUUUCCUGUAAGCCAAGAUAUGGAAAUAACCUAACUGGUCCAGUCAUGGAUAAAUAAUUAAGUAGUGGUAUAUAUACAUAUAAUGGAAUGCUAUUCAACCAUAAAGAAAAAAAAAAUGAAAUCUUGGCCAUUUAUGACAACUUGGAUGGGUAUUAUGCUAAGUGAACUUAAGUCAAACAGAGAAAGAUAAUAAUGUAAGAUCUCACUUACAUGUAGAAUUUUACAAACAAAAAACCAAGCUCAUAGAUAAGAGAUCAGUGGUUUCCUGGGAGACAGGGGGUAAGGGGGUGAAUAGAAGUGGGUGAAGGGGAUCAAAAGAUAGAAAUUUCCAGUUAGAAAGUAAUUAAGUCAUGGAGAUAAUAUAGCAUGGUGACUAUAGUUAAUAAGUAUGGCAUACUUGAAAGUUGCUAAGAGUAGAUCUUAAAAGUCCUCAUUGCAAGAAAAAAAUACUGCAACUAUGUAUGGUGAAGGAUAGUAACUAAACUUACAGUGGUGAUCUUUUCACAAUAUAUACAAAUAUCAAAUCAUUAUGUUGUAUACUUGAAACUAAUGUAUGUAGAUAACUCAAUUAUUAAAAAAACUUCAAAGUUUGAGAAAUAAGAAUAGUAGAUAUGGUGAAAUUUUUAGAAGGCUUUAGAAUAGACUAGAUAAUGCCAAUCAUCAGAUUUAAUACUACAAGAGGCUGGGGGAAGAAAAGAAAGGUAAGACAUAUUAAAACAUGAAACUCACAAGUUUAUGAACAGUUUUUAAGUUAGAUGAAUUCAGAUGUUACUACCUCUGAUGUAAGGAAGAAAAUUAUUUUU